Messenger RNA from Nannizzia gypsea CBS 118893, 1602 nucleotides. RefSeq names its product threonine synthase. The record is from RefSeq and is a predicted model, not a curated record. Gene Ontology annotation, biological process: L-threonine biosynthetic process. The transcript has 7 exons. The coding region runs from base 1 to 1602 and encodes 533 amino acids. NCBI's taxonomy places the organism in Eukaryota, Fungi, Ascomycota, Eurotiomycetes, Onygenales, Arthrodermataceae. Gene Ontology annotation, molecular function: threonine synthase activity; pyridoxal phosphate binding.
AUGGCUGCCACGGCGUCACAGAAGUACUUGAGCUCUCGGGGUGGCUCGUACGGGUUUUCCUUUGAAGAAGUCGUCCUGAAGGGCCUCGCAUCAGACGGAGGCCUCUUUAUCCCGGAACAGAUUCCUUCGCUGCCCGCAGACUGGGAGACAAAGUGGCGGAACUAUAGCUUCCAGGAGCUGGCCUUUGAGAUCCUGUCGUUGUACAUUUCUCCAUCGGAGGUUCCGUCGGAUGAUUUGAAGGAUAUAAUAGCUCGCAGCUAUGGGACAUUUAGGACUCCCGAUAUCACUCCACUAGUCACAUUGAACGAGCAAAAGCGAUUAUAUCUUUUGGAACUAUUUUGUGGGCCUACCUUCGCCUUUAAAGAUGUGGCGUUGCAAUUCUUGGGAAAUCUAUUCGAAUACUUCCUUGUGAGGCGGAAUGAGGGAAAGACUGGCAAGGACCGUCACCAUUUGGUGGUCGUUGGAGCUACGAGUGGAGAUACCGGCUCAGCCGCUAUAUAUGGACUACGCGGGAAGAAAGAUGCCUCUGUCUUCAUCCUGCAUCCGAAGGGCAAAGUGUCACCCAUUCAGGAAGCACAGAUGACAACUGUGUUAGAUGAAAAUGUCCAUAACAUCAGUAUCGAAGGAUCUUUCGAUGAUUGCCAGGAUAUGGUCAAGGCCCUUUUUGCCGAUCCGGAAAUCAACAAAACUCAUAAACUAGCUGCUGUGAACUCGAUAAAUUGGGCUCGUAUUCUUGCUCAGAUAACCUACUACUUCCACUCUUAUUUCUCCCUCAUUCGAUCCCCCAAUUAUGUCCAGGGAAAGCCAAUUCGGUUUGUGGUGCCAUCAGGUAAUUUUGGUGAUAUCUUGGCUGGAUGGUUUGGCAAACAAAUGGGUCUUCCGGCCGACAAGUUGGUUAUUGCUACCAAUGAGAAUGAUAUUCUUGACAGAUUCUUGAAAACUGGCCAGUACACGAAACAAGCACAGGCUAAGACACAAGAGAGCCCUUCUGCCGUGAAGGAAACGUGGAGUCCCGCUAUGGAUAUUCUGGUAUCAAGCAACUUUGAGCGACUUCUUUGGUUCCUUGCCUUCAAAGUCUACGGCCAUGGAGACAUCGACCAGAAGCGGAAAAUCGCAGGCAACACUGUACUUGGCUGGUUGCAAGACCUCUCUAGCAAGGGAGGGUUUGGGGUUGACGAGAAGAUAUUACAGGCAGCUCAACAAGAGUUCGAAAGUGAGCGGGUAUCUGACGAGCAAACCAUUGAUACUAUCCGAUCGAUUUACUCGACCUGCUUCCCCCAGGCCCCUGUCAGUGCCGGCACUAGAGGAGAGACGGGAGGAUACAUUCUUGACCCUCAUUCCGCCAUCGGAGUUGCAGCAUCGUUGCGAUCAAUCUCUCGGAAUGAAGAGACCUUCCACAUCUCACUUUCAACAGCACAUCCAGCCAAGUUUGCUGAAGCGGUGGAUGCGGCUCUGCGAAACGAAAAGGGGUAUUCGUUUGAUAAUGUGCUUCCCCCGGAGUUUGUCGGGUUAGAGAAGAAGGAGCGCCGUGUCAUUUCCAUGCCGGCUGGAGCUACUUGGAAAUCGGUUAGCGAGACCAUCGACCAGCACGUUUCUGUUUAG